Messenger RNA from Medicago truncatula (barrel medic), 1625 nucleotides. RefSeq lists its product as uncharacterized. The record is from RefSeq and is a predicted model, not a curated record. Lineage: Eukaryota; Viridiplantae; Streptophyta; Magnoliopsida; Fabales; Fabaceae. Gene Ontology annotation, molecular function: zinc ion binding. Bases 279 to 1211 code for a protein of 310 amino acids. The transcript has 3 exons.
UCAAAUAAUUCAAAUGCACUCAAUCUUUUCUUCUAUUUUUCUCACCAUUUUCUUUCUUACUUUCCUCACCUAACCUUGCCACUCUUUUUCAUAUACAUCAAAAUUUAUAUUUUCACGCAUUCUUCCAACAACAUCUAGAACAAGCGACAAAGCACAAAACUUUAACUUGUUCUUGUCGGUUUCAAACAUACCCAGAUGGAUUUUUCUUCCUAGAAUUUUAUAUUUGAGGAAUUUCAUUUCAGGUUUGGAAUUGAGUGGAAGGAAUUGGUACUUGAGUUAUGGAUCAGGGAACAAGUAAAGGUAGUGGUGAAAUGUUGGAUCAUGUUGAUAAAGGGGUUGAUAAGAAUUUGAUUAAUUUGGUUGAAGGCGUUGCAACUGAUGCAGGAGCUGGACAUAGUUUGGGUGUCAGGGUUAGUGUAUGCGGUGAAGAUCGGAAUUCAGAAGAGACGUGCAAUGAUCUUGUAUUGAAUGAGGAGUUAGAGGAGAAAGCUUUAGAAGUUAGGAGUCAGAACAUUGGUGGUGAUCCUGAAAAAAUUGACAAUGAAUUGCAUAGUGUUGAUCAAGGGACUAGUUAUAAUUCGCUUAAUCGGGAAACACUAGAGACCUGUGUUGUAAUAGAUUCUUCUGCUCAAGUUGAACGUGUCACUGUCAAUGGAGAUAAUAGAAAAUUGGAAGCUAAAACUAAUGAAUCAGGGCUGCGCAAGUUAUCGAUAAAAGCACCAAAAGGGGUGUCUGAGACCGAUAAAAAUUCAUGUGUGAUUGAUAUGAACUGUGGCACAUGUGAAGGUUUUGGUGAAAAUUUGGAUGACGAAAUGAUUUGUAGGAUUUGCCAUCUGGCCUCUGGGCAACCGUUAGAAGCAACUGCUGUUGGCACUCCAAAUAUUGCUGAUAAAAGUACAGGUUUGAUUAUGCUUGGUUGUGCAUGUAAAGAUGAGCUAGGAAUCGCACACAGCCAUUGCGCUGAGGCAUGGUUCAAGAUUAAAGGAAACAGGUUGUGCGAAAUAUGUGGCGAGACUGCCAAAAACGUGUCUGAUGUUACUGCUAAUGCAUUCAUGGAAGAAUGGUGUGAAAGUGGAUUCAUCAACAAUGAUAGUACAUCACCCCGUAGGUUGGUUGGAUGCUGGCGCGGGCAGCCAUUCUGUAACUUCUUGAUGGUGUGUCUGGUAAUAGCUUUUGUUCUGCCAUGGUUCUUUCGUGUGAAGAUGUUCUAGCUAUGGAUUCAAAAACUAUCCUGCCUUGUCUAUAUGAUGAAUACAUUAUUGGUUCAUGGUACAUACUUUUAUUUAAAGAGGUGGCAUUGCUUAAUUAACCAUGUGCAAGAAAAUUAACAGGCUUGGCAAGUUACGGCCAUAUUGUUUCCUUAUUGAAAAAUUCUUUGGAUUGGAGUGCUUAAUGUGUUCUGAGUAUAGAUUGAUACAAUAGGAUUACCUUUUCUCUUAGGGAUAAGAGAAAAAUAAGAUAUUUUGCUUGUGACACAGGUGUUGUAUAGAAACGAUGCAUAAUUUGGUGUAAAACAAGCAAACAGAGAGAAUCUUCAAGUUCUUUCUUUUCUCUUUUCAAUUUUUUUUUGGUUGACUUGUCAGCUAAAGUUCAAGGAGAAUCCAAUGUCAUAUGGUUGUCAUCAA